AUGACCCUUCAGGAUCUGAUGUUGCCGAGGGAUGGGAUUUAUGUCGAUAACCUCAGAAUGCAAGGACGGUCCCUGGCUUGGGAGAACCACACCAUGGCUGACCGAUAUAUCGGCUACACUUCAGUGGAGGCGGGCACCGCGGCUCUUAAAGCGUCCGAUUUUAAAAAUGAAAAAUACGUUUCAUUAAACAAUUUAAGCAAAAUAUUUCAACCCAUAUGCAUCGAAACGUUCGGACCAACAGAUAAGGACACAUCAUUAUUCAUUAAAGAAUUAACAAGAAAAAUAGUUAAUAUAACGGGUGAUCCUAACGAAGACAAUUAUUUAAAACAAACUCUUCCACUUUAUUACAAAAAUUUAAUUCCUUUUGCAUUCUGGAUGGAGCUGCUAGAUACCUGA
This is a messenger RNA of Helobdella robusta, 396 nucleotides long. RefSeq lists its product as hypothetical. The transcript is spliced from 2 exons. The record is from RefSeq and is a predicted model, not a curated record. Lineage: Eukaryota; Metazoa; Annelida; Clitellata; Rhynchobdellida; Glossiphoniidae. Bases 1 to 396 code for a protein of 131 amino acids.